AUGUCAACGUCCCAGAAGCACCGAGAUUUCGUAUCCGAACCAAUCGGCGACAAAAGUGUAUUCGAGUUGCCAGGCAUUGGAGAAGUUCUCGGACAAAAAUUGAAAAGGAAGGGCUACAGCAUGGCCUACAAUGUACUUGGCCAAUACCUCCUGCUGAAUAAGGACGAAGAGUUGUUCAUUGACUGGAUGAAAAUAACUUCGUCAGCCAACCAGAAGCAAGCCAAGGAUUGUUUCGAUGCUUUAGACAGUUGGUGUUCCGCGUUUAUGCAUUAG
Messenger RNA from Mesocestoides corti, 273 nucleotides. Lineage: Eukaryota; Metazoa; Platyhelminthes; Cestoda; Cyclophyllidea; Mesocestoididae. The record is from the annotation of a GenBank genome assembly.